Orycteropus afer afer is the source of this 750-nucleotide messenger RNA. It is a transcript of the gene STX10, whose product is annotated as syntaxin 10. The coding region runs from base 1 to 750 and encodes 249 amino acids. The transcript has 8 exons. Gene Ontology annotation, cellular component: membrane. Gene Ontology annotation, biological process: Golgi vesicle transport. The record is from RefSeq and is a predicted model, not a curated record. NCBI's taxonomy places the organism in Eukaryota, Metazoa, Chordata, Mammalia, Tubulidentata, Orycteropodidae.
AUGUCUUUCGAAGACCCGUUUUUUGUAGUCCGGGGCGAGGUACAGAAGGCGGUGAACACCGCCCGUGGGUUGUACCAGCGCUGGUGUGAGCUCCUGCAAGAGGGCUCAGCGGUCGGACGCGAGGAGCUAGACUGGACGACCAAUGAGCUGCGGAAUGGCCUGCGCAGCAUCGAAUGGGACCUCGAGGACCUGGAGGAGACCAUCGCUAUCGUGGAGGCCAACCCGACUAAGUUCAAGCUCCCAGCCGGGGACCUCCAGGAGAGAAAGGUGUUUGUGGAGCGGAUGCGAGAGGCAGUCCAGGAAAUGAGGGACCGUUUGGUCAGCCCAGCCACCAUAGCCUUCAUGGAGAGGAAUAAUAGAGAGAUGCUGGCAGGCAGGGCAGCUGCCCCGAAGUCAUCCAGUGACCUUUUGGACGCCAGCGUGGUCUCAGCCUCUUCUCGCUACAUUGAGGAGCAGCAGGCCACGCAGCAGCUGAUCAUGGACCAACAGGAUCAACAGCUUGAGAUGGUGUCUGGAAGCAUCCAGGUCCUAAAGCACAUGUCUGGCCGGGUUGGGGAGGAGCUGGACGAACAGGGCAUCAUGCUGGACGCCUUUGCUCAUGAGAUGGACCACACCCAGUCCCGGAUGGAUGGGGUCCUCAGGAAGAUGGCCAAAGUAUCCCACAUGACAAAUGACCGCCGGCAGUGGUGUGCUAUCGUGGUCCUGCUGGGGGUGCUGCUUCUGGUGCUUAUCCUACUGUUCUCUCUCUGA